AUUCUCUCGAGAAAUCGAUGAAAUUAUUGGAAAUACUCCGCUUAUUAAACCAAGGUGCAUUGGCUGUGAGCCGGUAAUUUGCGUUAAUUUUUCUUGCUGCAUUUCUUCAUCCGAAAGAAGAAAGUUAACGCGUGGGGUAAAGAACAUACAAUCCCCCCCCCCCCCUUUGUCCCACAUACUAAAGCGAACCGAACUUGAAAUAUCGGCUAAAACCAGAAAUUAUUUCAUUCCAUAGAAGUUGUUGCUCUGGGAAAUAUGUCGCGAAAGGGACUUGUAAGCUUGAUCGUCUUAGGUUUGUGUGUUAGUGCACUCUACGAAACGACAAAUGUGCCGCUCCCACCGGAGUUAGAGAAAGGUGGGUCAUUCCAAUUCCUCACAGUAUUGUCCCUUGUGGUGACAAUAAUAUAUAUAACCCUCAGCCAAAUCACUAGUUCUAAUUGGAAUGUAAAGUACAUCUAUCCAUUAGCUAGCAACUUGGAAUUCCAAGUGACGGUGGGGUACUGGUCAUUGAAACUUUUAGGGUUCAAGAACUACGAGCGUAGUCUUUGGUUGGAUAUUAAACUUCAUGCCAUACCCUAUUUGUACCUCCUUGUUCUUGAUAGCCAUCUGAGAGGAAGCGUCAGGACCUCGGUAAUGAUAACAGUAGCAUUUAUGCUUGUUUGGUGGACCUAUAUUGAAAGUAUUGUCUACUUGAAUCGGAAUGAUGGUGUGACUUCAUUUCCAUACGGAAUGUUGAAUAAUAGGACGUUCAUUGGGAGGUUUGUUUGGUUUAUUGGAUUCACAUCUCUAAGUUGUUUAAAUUACGUUGUUUUGGGAAUAAGAAAUUGCUUUUAGAGACUGAUUUUAUUUAAGACAAUUCUACAAGUUAGUAGUUAUAUUAUCACUUUGACAUUCUUUGUAUUAUACAUAAAUAAAACAAA
Spathaspora passalidarum NRRL Y-27907 is the source of this 920-nucleotide messenger RNA. RefSeq lists its product as uncharacterized. The record is from RefSeq and is a predicted model, not a curated record. Lineage: Eukaryota; Fungi; Ascomycota; Pichiomycetes; Serinales; Debaryomycetaceae. The transcript has a single exon. Gene Ontology annotation, cellular component: membrane; endomembrane system. Bases 256 to 834 code for a protein of 192 amino acids.